This is a messenger RNA of Salvelinus namaycush (lake trout), 5784 nucleotides long. Its product is annotated as phosphatidylinositol 4,5-bisphosphate 3-kinase catalytic subunit alpha isoform-like. Gene Ontology annotation, molecular function: 1-phosphatidylinositol-3-kinase activity; 1-phosphatidylinositol-4-phosphate 3-kinase activity. NCBI's taxonomy places the organism in Eukaryota, Metazoa, Chordata, Actinopteri, Salmoniformes, Salmonidae. The record is from RefSeq and is a predicted model, not a curated record. The transcript has 20 exons. Gene Ontology annotation, cellular component: plasma membrane; cytoplasm; phosphatidylinositol 3-kinase complex, class IB. Gene Ontology annotation, biological process: phosphatidylinositol-3-phosphate biosynthetic process; phosphatidylinositol 3-kinase/protein kinase B signal transduction; cell migration. The coding region runs from base 1 to 3207 and encodes 1068 amino acids.
AUGCCUCCCAGGCCAUCUUCGGGAGAACUAUGGGGCAUGCACUUGAUGCCCCCGAGCAUCAUGGUGGACUGCCUUCUCCCCAAUGGGAUGAUUCUGACAUUGGAGUGCACACGUGAGGCCACACUCAUUUCGGUGAAACACGAACUCUUCAAGGAGGCCAGGAAGUAUCCGCUCCACCACCUCCUACAGGAGGAGACCUCCUACAUCUUUGUCAGCGUUACCCAAGAGGCUGAGAGAGAGGAGUUCUACGAUGAGACGAGGAGACUGUGCGACCUAAGGCUUUUUCAGGCCUUCCUGAAAGUCAUCGAGCCAGUAGGCAACCGAGAGGAGAAAAUACUAAACCGAGAAAUUGGUUUUGCCAUAGGAAUGCCUAUAUGUGAGUUUGACCUGGUCAAGGACGCGGAGGUCCAGGACUUUAGAAGGAACAUAUUAAAUGUCUGCAAGGAGUCUGUGGACCUCCGAGACACUAACGGACCCAUCAGUAGAGCGUUGUACGUCUACCCUCCCAAUGUAGAGUCGUCAGUAGAACUACCUAAGCACAUCUUCAAUAAGCUUGACAAAGGUCAAAUCAUAGUGGUCAUAUGGGUCAUCGUGUCACCGAGCAACGACAAGCAGAAGUACACGCUGAAGAUCAACCACGACUGCGUGCCGGAGCACGUGAUCGCAGAGGCCAUCCGCAAGAAGACACGUAGCAUGCUGCUGUCCCACGAGCAGCUCAAGAUGUGCGUGCAGGAGUAUCAGGGCAAGUACAUCCUCAAGGUGUGCGGCUGCGACGAGUACCUGCUGGAGAAAUACCCCCUGAGUCAAUACAAGUACGUGAGGAGUUGCAUCAUGCUGGGGCGCAUGCCCAACCUCAUGCUAAUGGCCAAGGACAGCCUGUACUCACAGCUGCCCAUCGACACCUUUACCAUGCCCUCGUAUGCCCGCCGCAUCUCCACGGCCACUCCCUACAUGAACGGUGAGACGGCCACCAAGUCUCUGUGGACCAUCAACGGCACGCUGAGGAUAAGGAUACUGUGUGCCACCUACGUCAAUGUCAACAUCAGGGACAUUGACAAGAUCUACGUCCGGACUGGGAUUUACCACGGUGGGGAGCAGCUGUGUGACAACGUGAACACUCAGCGUGUGCCAUGCUCAAACCCCAGGUGGAACGAGUGGCUGAACUACGACAUGUACAUUCCAGACAUCCCCCGCGCCGCCCGACUCUGUCUGUCAAUCUGUUCUGUGAAAGGGAGGAAGGGGGCCAAAGAGGAGCACUGUCCACUAGCCUGGGGAAACAUCAACCUGUUUGAUUACACCCACACGCUGGUGGCUGGAAAGAUGGCCCUCAACCUAUGGCCCGUGCCCCACGGCCUGGAAGACCUGCUCAAUGCUAUCGGAGUCACCGGCUCCAAUCCGAACAAGGAAACCCCUUGCCUGGAGCUGGAGUUUGACCACUUCAGUAACCCAGUAAAGUUCCCCGACAUGCCGGCCAUCGAGGAGCACGCCAACUGGAACAUAUCCCGGGAGCUGGGCUUCAACUAUUGCCACACCGGUUUGAGUAACAGACUGGCAAGAGACAACCCUCUGACGGACAGCGACAACGAACAGCUGCGCCUGGUGUGUAACAGAGACCCACUGUCUGAAAUAACUGAGCAGGAGAAGGACUUUCUCUGGAGGCACAGACAUUACUGCGUCAGUAUCCCGGAGAUACUGCCCAAGAUUCUCCUGGCAGUGAAAUGGAACUCCAGGGAUGAGGUUGCACAGAUGUAUUGCCUUUUAAAGGACUGGCCAGCCAUGAAGCCAGAACAAGCCAUGGAGUUGCUGGACUGCAACUUCCCCGAUCCCAUGAUCCGAGACUUUGCUGUGAAGUGCCUUGAAAAAUACUUAACGGACGACAGACUCUCUCAAUACCUCAUUCAGCUGGUCCAGGUUCUGAAGUACGAGCAGUACCUCGAUAACCCACUGGCCCGCUUUCUGCUGAAGAAGGCUUUGACCAAUCAGCGGAUAGGACAUUUCUUCUUUUGGCAUCUCAAGUCUGAGAUGCACAACAAGACAGUGAGCCAACGUUUUGGUCUGCUGCUGGAGUCCUACUGCCGGGCCUGUGGCAUGUACCUGAAGCACCUGAGCAGACAGGUGGAGGCCAUGGAGAAGCUCAUCAACCUCACCGACCUCCUCAAGCAGGAGAAGAAGGACGAGGCCCAGAAGGUUCAGAUGAAGUUCUUGGUGGAGCAGAUGAAAAGGCCUGACUACAUGGAUGCCCUACAGAGCUUCACCUCUCCGCUCAACCCAGCUCACCAGCUGGGAAACCUCCGCUUGGAAGAGUGCCGGAUGAUGUCAUCGGCCAAACGGCCUCUGUGGCUCAACUGGGAGAAUCCCGACAUGAUGUCAGAGCUGCUCUUCCAGAGCAACGAGAUCAUCUUCAAGAAUGGAGACGAUCUGAGGCAGGACAUGCUGACUCUGCAGAUCAUUAGGAUAAUGGAGAACAUCUGGCAGAACCAGGGCCUUGAUCUCAGGAUGUUGCCGUACGGCUGCCUGUCCAUCGGCGACUGCGUGGGCCUGAUCGAGGUGGUGAGGAACUCCCACACCAUCAUGCAGAUCCAGUGUAAAGGAGGCCUGAAGGGGGCGCUGCAGUUCAACAGCCACACGCUGCACCAGUGGCUCAAGGACAAGAACAGGGGAGAGAUGUACGACCAGGCCAUUGACUUGUUCACACGGUCGUGUGCAGGAUACUGCGUAGCCACCUUCAUCCUGGGGAUCGGUGACCGACACAACAGCAACAUCAUGGUCAAAGAUGAUGGACAGCUAUUCCACAUAGACUUUGGCCAUUUCCUGGAUCACAAGAAGAAGAAGUUUGGCUACAAGCGCGAGCGGGUGCCUUUUGUCUUGACACAGGACUUCUUAAUCGUCAUCAGCAAAGGAACCCAGGAGUGCACAAAAACCAGGGAGUUUGAGAGGUUUCAGGAGAUGUGCUACAAGGCCUACUUGGCCAUCCGGCAGCACGCCAACCUCUUCAUCAACCUGUUCUCCAUGAUGCUGGGCUCCGGCAUGCCCGAGCUGCAGUCGUUCGACGACAUUGCCUACAUCCGCAAGACCCUUGCCUUGGACAAGACGGAGCAGGAGGCCCUGGACUACUUCAUGAAGCAGAUGAAUGACGCCCACCACGGCGGCUGGACCACCAAAAUGGACUGGAUCUUCCACACCAUCCGCCAGCACGCCAUGAACUGAGAGGUUCCAUAGGCCUGGAGAGCAGCAGCAACGCAGAGAGGACACGGGCGGAUCUCGACACCAGCUGAGAUGGCAGAGCUAGUGCCCAUGAAUAUAGAUAUGAAUGGAUAGAGCUGUUGGAUGAAGUGAAAGGCUAGAACGGGUCUCUACAUCAUCCGCUAACUUAUGAACCCAUCCGUUAGAAGGGUGCCAACUGGAUAUUAGGGAUGCACCGAUGGGGAAAUUCUGGGCUGAUACGAUAAUCAUAUUUUUGGGCCAUUAUUUUUCCCAUAUUGGUAUUGCAAUAUGGUCAUAAAGUUUUCUCCUUGUAAAAUUAGGGGACCAAUCAUGAUUACAAACAAUUGAUGAAGGCUGAUCUAUUGCUUUAUCGGCCAAUAUAUCACGUCUACUGAUAUGCUGGCCGAUUUUUAAUAUUAUUGUCAGCCGAUAUUGUGCAUCCCUAUAUAGCGUACCCCAUCCACUAGUUUACUAUGGACAGAAUGGAUCUCUAGCCUACAUUCUACUAGCACGCCAGGACACCAAGAAGGCCUGCCCAGGGUCAUGUUCAUUAGGGCAUGCAACGGAAAGUGAUUUUUUUUUUUUUUUUUCUUCUUAUUGGACAAAUCAUGGCAGUCUGUUUUCUUACGCUUGGAGCCCAAUGAACACUACCCAGAAUACCACCAGCAUUGUUAAAUCCCAGUGGUGCAUGGUUAACAGACAAGGAUGUCCGUUCAUCGUCUGCCGUCAAUUUUAAGGCUAGCGAGCAGAACUUUUUGACCCAUGUUUGAUCUCAAGUGACGAUUACACAGUGUCCCCUCAGAUUGAAACGGUCAUGUUUCGUGACCUCAAGUAUGACAUUUUGUACAGAAGUAUCCCAAUGGUCUCGUAUCCAUAAUGUGCACAUAUUAUUCUGAGUCUUUAUUUUCUACUGAGCCAAAGUACUAAAAUAUAUAUCUCUCUCUCACACACACACACACACACCCCCGACAGCUUACUUAUCGGUCUUACCGUGGGAAUGAGUCACUACUAUUCCAAUCCCUGUGUAUCUUCUGUGUUAGCACUGAUCUCUAACAUUUGUAUUUGUUUGUCAGUGUUAUGACACGUGUGGAGCAUUCAGGUGCAAAAUGGCUGCAACGCAGACGUUUUGGAUGACCGACAGAAAAGAACUGUAAAGUCCUUUUGCGACGCCCAGAUGAAAUAGAUAUUCAAUUUCAUCCUUGUUCUGUUUUUAAAGGGAAAGGGGGGCGAAAAGGAUGUGCAAUGUUAUAGAAUGCCGUGCUGUUACACUAUGCAAAUUGUGAUAUUUAUGUACUGUAGACUUGUAAUACUGGUGUCAAGGCAAAGUAGGGUCAAGAGAUGGGAGUAUCUCUGAAUUGUGCAUAUACACGGCAUUAAGGGUGUCUAUCAACUAUGUACAGACAGUACACAGAAGACAAAUGUACAAUUAUGCACUGUGACAGUAUCACCUAUCUCCUCCCUAACAGGGUGACUCUGGAAGAACUGUGAAAAAAGGCUAUUGUACCCUGCCUUUCACUUUAAAAAACGAAUGAAAAGAAACAACCCACAGGUCGGAAAACUAUCAGUGAAACAUCUAAACAGACAUUUUAGGAAGCGUUUGAAACCAUUUUUUUUGUUUUACUGAAUUGGAAUUUGCUUCACCGUGUCUUUAUAAAAUUCAAGUAUGUAUAGAUUAGACACUAUUCCAGACUUCCUCAGCAUUCUCUUUCAUAUGAACUCCCUAUACAGUAAAGUUGUUUAAAAAAGAAAAAUGAUGAAUGUGGUUCUCCCUUCAAGUGUCUUUUUCUGUUCCCUUCCCCGACAACUUCCCUUGUAAGUGUGGAUCCUGCAGUUUGCUCAUUGCAUAGAGCUACGUUAUUAGUCAGUUGUAUGCCAGCUUCACCAAAUGAUUUACUGACUGUGUUUCUGUACAGGUUACAGACUGUUGGGCAGGACCCACUCAAAACGAGACGACUACAAUACCCAUAGUACAUACACUAUGCAAGAGCUAUCAUAAAUGUUUCUUUUCAUUUUUGCUGUGGGAAAUGUCAUCCUUUUCUCUUACUAGUGUUUACUUGAACUUCAUGUUAAUUAACUUUUUGUUACUGGUGAGGUACAAUGGCACACCAUGAAGAGAACUGCUACUUUGUGCAAAUCACUUGAUCCUUGAAUAACUCUAGAGGUAAUAUAUUUUUGUAUUCUAAAUGUAGACAAACUCUAAAUAUAAUCGCUAACCCUCCCAAAAACAUUGGACUUAUGCCUAAUACAUCCUUUUACACCCCAGUGGACAGCUUGUAGUUGUUGAAAUGAGAGACGAAUGAAGGGCCGUAAGAGCUUAAUGAGGAAAAUGUAUCUAGUGGAGUUUCACUGAAGGUCUGCUGCUCUGGCUACAGUGUAAAAGCACAAUGGUGAAAAGCUAUCCUGCAUGUUUUUAAAGCUGAUAUUCUUAUCUAGCUAUUCAUCUUUGUAAAUAUUGUUUGACCUGUAGUAUGCACUAAUUACUCUUUCAUACUCAUUCAUUUUACCACGUCUGGAAAGAACCCUGUAUUCAUUCACUCAUUGUACUGUUUAAAUAAAAUUUCUCUGUAUCCCCGUCUCAGA